Messenger RNA from Protopolystoma xenopodis, 1008 nucleotides. NCBI's taxonomy places the organism in Eukaryota, Metazoa, Platyhelminthes, Monogenea, Polystomatidea, Polystomatidae. The record is from the annotation of a GenBank genome assembly.
UCAAAUGACCUGCGCUUUAGCCAUUGGCCGACCGCCUUUCUUCAACUUCAGGCCGACUUCGGCAUUUCACCUCCUCUUUUUCAACCUCGUGUUCCGCCGCCUAGCUCUCGACGUAAUCCCGAGGAGUCUCCAUGCUUCCAAGAAACUGAGGAACAUCGAAAAAGCGUUCGGACGCUGCUUGGACCCACUCCGAUGGAAAAGCAGCUUAUUUCGACUCACAAAAAUGUCGAUUUGCAUACAAAUCCAUCAUGUGAUCCUUCCUCCUCUACUCCACUUCGUAAUUCUGGCAACUUAUUGAGUAGAAUCUUGACUCGGCAUAAGCGACGCCAGCUACGCUUCCUUCUCAGCCAGUUGCUGCAGGCAGCCCUAAUCAGCUGGACUCAUGCAAGUCCUAUUGCCAAAAUAUCCGGUUUUAAUUGCAGUGUGACUGCUAUCGGCAGAUCUGAGAUCCCGGGCGGCAAGUGUUUGGUCGGCAACAAACAGGUCAACAGUGAUUCGCUCUUCUGUCUUGAUUGGGCCUGUCUGGUAUCUAUUCUUCUUCUUGAUGGCAACACCCUUAUCCAGACACUGGCAAGAGCGGCUUUGAUCCCUGUCUUGUCUACCGCUGAGUUGCAUACUGCUGCCGCAAUUGUCGACAAUCAGGCAUCAAUAGGACAAAUGAAUGUCACCUGCAGCUCUACUCUUUCCUCCGUUAUAUCCACAGACACUCUUCACCUCGAGGCUACUGAUCGAGGCAUUGCUGCUGCAAAUGACGCUUUGGCUGCGCAGGAAAACUCCGGAAUCAACUACAGCAACCAUGCUCCUCUGCCAUCAGACUGUGGGCAUAGUGAAUUGCCUAAAGAGAAUAAAGACGGCAGUCACACAUUCACAACUGACGGUCAGACUACGCUGCCUGGUGCUCUAUUAUGUCGUCUCCUUUCUGGGCUAAACGAUCUGGCUCUGUGGUCCGCCGAUAACUGUCUUGGCUACCACGCCUUCUUCUGCGCCAUGAAGCCUCACUUGGAGUAG